UCUUGUUUCUUUACCGACGCUUUUUUCUUUCUGUUAACCGGUGAAGAGAGAAAAGCUACUAUAUAAGUCCGAAGACUGACCUAUUUGUUUAGUUUACUAUGUGCGGUCGGUUCAGAACCAAUACAACAUAGAAAUUUUUUUUAAGAAAAGUUCUUUGAGAGAGUGAGGAUUUAAAGUGAAUGUGACACCGUUGGUUUAUCUUAAAUAUUAAAUAAGAUGAAGAUCACAUUAAUUCUUUUAAUAUCAAUAUGGUGCUUAAAAUUAAAAUCCACAAAUGCAAAUUAUCGAAGAGGAUUAAGACCGCAACCCCCUCGUAAUCAAAUGCAACAAUAUCCAAUGAAUCAAAAGAAAUGGCACAUGAACCAUCAAAAUCGACCGAUUCAAUCGAUUCCUUCAAUACAACAGUCAAUGCAACAAUCAUUGCAGCAAUCAAUGCAACAAACGAUUCAACAAUCAUUACAACAACAAAGAGGUCCCAGACCGAUUCCACUUCAUAUUCCUCAAAAUAGCCAAAAAUUUAAAAAUAAACAACCGCUUGGCCCCCCUCAGUCUCAAAUUGGAAGACAUCCACCACCACCACCACCAAUAAGAAGUUCUUGGCCGAAUCAAAUGUCACAAAUGAAAAUUUUAACAACGGAUAAACCAUUUUUGUCCUCCCCUGCAAUAAAUUUACCAGAAUAUGAUUUCCAUCUGCAAACAAACAGUAUUCCUAAUAACCACCCAAACACGAUCAAGCAAUUAGACGAAAAAGGCCCAAUCCACACGAUUCCAGCACCUAAUUUAAGUUUGGCCGAUAGACCAAAACACGUCGACGAAUUAAAACCGUUUGCACAAGCUUACACGGCCCCCCACCAAAACCUUCAGUUUAAUUUUAACGAUCAACAAAAUCAGGCAGCACAUCAAGUUCAAAAGCUAUAUCAUCAUGGGAAACAUCACAACGAUAAACACAUUCAAAAAAGUCAUCAAUACCAAGUAACUGAAUCAACGAAUCAAGUUUUUUUUAAUUCCGAUUCAAAUCAACAACCACACGCCGAAUUUUUAGUUUCGCCCCAAGUUCAGUUUUCCCAACAACCCCAAAUCGUUCAAGAACCAACGAGUCAACCCAACCCGACUCAAAUGACAACUCAAGAGUUUUAUAAACUCUUAAAUAACUUUCCGAGUCAACAGCAACCGUUAGAAGCUUACGUUCCCGUUCAAUAUGUAACAAACUUCCCGAGAAAUUCCCCUCAAAACUUCAAAAAACAACCACAAUUUCAAAUUUUUGACUUAGACGACCAAAGGAAUCAAAAUCAAAUGAGUCAAAUGACUAAAGUGACUGCCGAUUACAGUGUAAAACCGGCUUAUGAUGAUGGUGAAGCGUUGGCGCAGGCUCAAUUUGUGCAACAUUUCUUUGAUACGAGAAGCGAGGUCAUUUCGAAUAAUAACAAAGUUGAACCGGAAUUGAAACAAAGUUUGGAUGUUUAUUUUCCUAAGAUUUCGACUAAAUUAGAUGUAAAAGGGGCUGAGUCGAUUUUAAAUCUUCAAGAAGCCGGGAAAGUUGUAAACAAUGUUAACGAUAAGAACGUCGAAACCACUAAUUCCGUUCCGAUUUCAAUUUAUGUUCCUGAUAAUGAACGGUUCGAUGAGAAUGAAGAUAAUCAAAAAAGUGGCGGAAAUGAUCAAUUGGAGGAUAAACGGGAAUUUGGAGAAAAUUUACAAGAUGAUGGUGUAGAACAUUUUCAACGACAUCCCAGUUUUGGGAAAAGAAAGAAAAUUAGGAGUUAAUAAGGAUUAAGCAAAAUGUUUUUAGACUUUAAGUAUUGUUGUUUUAUUUAUUUAUGAAUUUUG
Messenger RNA from Onthophagus taurus, 1827 nucleotides. RefSeq names its product putative mediator of RNA polymerase II transcription subunit 26. Lineage: Eukaryota; Metazoa; Arthropoda; Insecta; Coleoptera; Scarabaeidae. The record is from RefSeq and is a predicted model, not a curated record.